AUGCCCGCAGUACCCCAAGACCACUAUGUCUGGACUGUCGUGGUCCGAGGAAGAGAUCGCUCUCUGACUAUCCCAAGGCCGGCGCAUAUUACAGAUCUGAUCUCAAACGGUCCCGCGAGCAGCGCGAAAGCGGCUGAGCUCAGGGCUCUGGUCAAGGCAACCGCUGGAUGCACCAUCGUCUACGACUUCUCUCCACCGAUAGGCCAUGGCUUCGUGUACGAUGAGAACUCGCUUUUCUCGAACUACCACAUGGCCAAUACUGUUGAGACAAACCCACUUCAAGAGUAUGUCGACUUGGACGCGCUCGCUUGGGUACAGCUGAAGCGCCAUCGCAGGUCUGGAGAGUCCUUGAGAGCGGAGGUCGUAGAUGUCUCCGAGUCGCAGGUGGAUGAGGGCGCCGAGUUUCCUUUCACAUCUGCGGACGAGAACUCCAGUGACGAUGAGUAA
Alternaria infectoria is the source of this 447-nucleotide messenger RNA. RefSeq lists its product as uncharacterized. The transcript is spliced from 3 exons. The record is from RefSeq and is a predicted model, not a curated record. The coding region runs from base 1 to 447 and encodes 148 amino acids. Lineage: Eukaryota; Fungi; Ascomycota; Dothideomycetes; Pleosporales; Pleosporaceae.